UGCUAUUUAGAUAGGUUUUGCAGGCAUUGCUGUUGGUGCUGCUAUGGCAGGGCUGCGACCUAUAUGUGAAUUUAUGACUUUCAAUUUUUCUAUGCAAGCCAUAGAUCAUAUCAUCAGCUCUGCUGCAAAAACAUUUUACAUGUCAGCUGGAAAGAUCAAUGUGCCAAUUGUUUUCCGUGGUCCCAACGGUGCUGCAGCUGGUGUUGCUGCUCAACAUUCACAGUGCUUUGCUGCCUGGUAUUCCAAUUGCCCUGGUUUGAAAGUCAUCUCACCAUAUUCAUCAGAAGACUGCAAAGGAUUACUUAAAAGUGCAAUAAGGGAUCCAGAUCCAGUUGUAUUUCUGGAAAAUGAAUUAUUGUAUGGUGUUGCAUUUGAAAUGUCAGAUGAAGCUAGGUCCAAGGAUUUCACAUUACCCAUAGGAAAAGCUAAAAUUGAAAAGCCAGGUCAGCAUAUAACUUUAGUUGCACAUUCAAAAGCGGUAGGAACAUGUUUAGAAGCUGCUAAAGAAUUGUCCAGCAGUGGCAUAGAUUGUGAGGUAAUUAAUCUUAGAAGUUUAAGGCCUUUAGAUGAAAAAUGUAUAUUGGAAUCUGUUAUGAAAACUCAUAAUUUGGUAACUGUUGAACAAGGCUGGCCUCAGUGUGGUGUUGGUUCCGAAAUAUGUGCACGUGUUAUAGAAAGUCCUGCAUUUGAUUAUUUGGAUUCACCAGUGGUACGGGUUACUGGAGCAGAUGUACCAAUGCCCUACACUAAAAGCUUAGAACCGCUUACAAUACCUCAAGCACAGGAUGUAGUUUUAGCUGUAAAGAAAGUUUUAAAUGUUCAGUAAAAAUUAUGUCGUAUGUAUCAUAUAUAGCUAUAAAUAUCAUUAGAUAUAGAUUAUUUAUAUGCUAUGAUAAGAGAAGAAAUUCUUUUGUAUUGUAUGAAUUAGUGUGCAUAUUUCAGAUUGUAAUUAAAAUUAGUGAUCAAAGUUAAAUGUGUUCUUAAAAAUGUGUGCUAAUGAAAAUACUUUGUAUAUAUAUCAUUUUUAAUUUGUACAUAAAAUUCAAUGUUUUGUCAAGAAACAUGUUCACAUAUUCUGUUAUGAAGUAGACAUGCUUCGAAUUUGCUUAACAGUGUACAAUGAAAAUAACAGGUAUUUUUAACAAUUUAAAUCCCUUUUAGAUGAUAAAUGUUAAUGUUUUAAUUAAAAAUCAGUGCUAAGAUAUAAGUAAAGAAAAAAAAUUUUCUUUUGAAUAUAGAUAUUACCAUCAAAACCACUCGUAUGAAUGCUGAAAUUUUUCAGCUACAUUUAAUUAUCACUUUUGGUUUCAUAUUAAAUAUAACCACUAAAAUAAUUUACAUUAUAUAUAAAUAAAACAAAUGCAACAGAUAUUAAAAUAAACUAUAACAUAAUUAUUCUUGGUUUUUAAAUUCAUCUCCAGUCAUCCAGACAGUAUAGUGGUUAGGGGAUUUCUACUGCGGUACCAAAGUGUCUGGGUUCGAAAAUGUAUAGUGUCGGUGUGGCACUCCUUGAUGUGGUUUGGUUGAAGAGGAGAGAGGCGAAGCCUCUAGAUCCCCCCGUGGUACUGUUUCUCAAAAUUGGGGAGAAAAUAGAAGUCCAACCUCUCAUUGAUGUAGGUUAUGGCAACUAUUGUUCUAUGUAAUGUGGAAAAAACAACAACAAAUGCAACUCCAUUUCUCUUUAUAAAAAGAUAAAUUAUUCAAAAAAAUUUUCAACUAAUAAUGUAAACAAAUAAAUUCCUCAUUUAAUGAAAUUGAUAUUUCAUAGGAAUUUCCCAAAUGUUAAGUACUAUAAAUAUGUAAACAAAUUUCAGUUGUGCUAAUGGUGGAUUGUUGAAUAUUGUUCUGAUGUUCAAGAGAUCAUUUUUGAAAUUCUCAUUAAAGAAAUAUGUAAGAAAUUGAUAAUUAUUUUGUCUAUGUGCAGCUUUAUUCAGUUAUGAAGUAUUAUCCAUUGGUAUUAACACCUAAUAUUAUGUAAAAAGGCAGAAUAAUCAAGGACUGAACUGUAUUUUUCAUUUGAAAGUAGCAGACAAAAUUUGAGUAAAGCAUAUGUUAUGAAAGAUUAAAAAAACCAAAAAGAUGAAUUGUUUAAUGUAUAUUUAUGAUUUCCUGAAAUUGCAAGAUUAUUGAUAAAUAAAUAAUCUUUAGGAUAUAAUCAAACUUUGGUACUCAAUAAAUCAGUUUUUUGCA
This is a messenger RNA of Stegodyphus dumicola, 2190 nucleotides long. RefSeq names its product Pyruvate dehydrogenase E1 beta subunit (gene Pdhb). Gene Ontology annotation, cellular component: pyruvate dehydrogenase complex. Gene Ontology annotation, biological process: pyruvate decarboxylation to acetyl-CoA. Gene Ontology annotation, molecular function: pyruvate dehydrogenase (acetyl-transferring) activity. The record is from RefSeq and is a predicted model, not a curated record. Lineage: Eukaryota; Metazoa; Arthropoda; Arachnida; Araneae; Eresidae.